AUGAAAAAUGUCGUUGUACUCGCAACGGUAGGUUUUUUGCGAUUUUUAUAUUGUUUUAGGUAAUAAUUGAUGGAAAAUGGGAUUUUUGAGAAAUUUCGGAAUUGGUAUAAGGUGAAAUGGAUUUUAACGGUCUUUUUGGACCUUGCUAUAGCUGUUGGAGUAGAUUUUGUAGGAAAAAAUAAGAAUUUUUGAUAUUAUUUUAGGUAAGAAGUUAAUGAAAAAUUUUGAUUUUUUGAAAUAUUUGGGCCUGAGUCGACCCAAAAACUAUUUUGUUUGUAAUAUUGGCCCGUUUUACGAAUUUUGGAAUCAAUUUUUAGCUAAAAUACGAAUUUUUCGAUAUUAUUUUAGGUAGAAGUUUGAUGUAAAAUUGAGAAUUUCUGGGAAAAUUUGAAGGUAUCUGACCUGAUGAUCUGUUUUUAAAUUGAUUUCACGCCCAGAUAAAGCGUUUGGAACUUAUUUUUAGUCAAAAUAUCGAAUUUCGAAUAUUAUUUUAGGUAACAAUUGAUGUUAUUUUGGAUAAAAAGUUGUUUUUUUGAGCGAAUUCUGAUCUGAAAUGUGGAUUUUAAGCUCUUGUGGAGUGUAAAAUACGAGGAAUAGAGUGUUUUUGGCAAAUUUUUGAAAUAAAUUUUAACCUUAUUUAGCUACUAACCCUCUCCGUGGCCCAGUCCGACUCGGGUUUCGCGCUCUUGGAUGUGGAGACGUCGGACAACCAGCCCGUGAAUCAUGGGUUGUGCGUCAAUUUCCAGCAAUACUUCAUCAAAUCCCUGCCCACCAGCGCCGAGGAGGCUCGAAAAGACAACAAAGUGCGUUUUUUAGGUAUCAAAUCGAAGAAAAUUCGGAAAAAAUGAAAUUUUUCGACGACAUUUUGACUUGAAAUUGUAAAAUACGAGCUCCUUAAUUAAUUCUUGGUAUUUUCAGUACUCAUUCGACCUGAAUUGGUGGCAGGAAACACCGGAUAACCUCGAUGUUUGCAAGGGAAAUGAGACGGACCUGGGUGGAGAAAUUAUCCCGGCCAAAUACCCAUCCACUUACUACCCACAAGACCUCUCGAAAUGCGAGAAACGCGGAAAGAAUGAGAGCUAUUACAUCCAAGGACAGGUAAGAGGUGAAUUUGAUGAAGAUGAGGUCUAGUGUAAUAUAAUUUUUGUCGGAUUUUAAUGAAAUUUGGGUUGGAAGAGAAAUUUUGAGGACUGAUUUGAUAAUCUAGAGGAAAAAAUUGGGUUUGAGAUUGAAAAACAUGUUAUUUUGAUCAAUUUUUGUCUAGUGUAAUAUAAUUUUUGCUUGUUUUGAUGGAGAUUUUGGUUGUUAUAGCAAGUAUGAGGGCUGAUUUGAUAUUACAGAGGAAAAAUUUUGGGUUUGAGAAAGAAAAACGUGUAGUUUUGAAGAGUUUUUGUCUAGUGUAAUAUAAUUUUUGUCAAAUUGGAACGAAGUCUGAGGGCUGAUUUGAUAGUCUAGAGGGGGAAGCGUAUGUUCGAAGUCAAAAAUGCAGUAUUUUUGAAAAUUUUUUUGUCUAGUGUAAUAUAAAUGUUGUCAAAUUUGAUGGAAAUUUUGUUUGAAUUUGGUAGAAUGGUUCCGGAUUAGAGCUUAAAUUGAAAAUAUUUGUGAGUUGCAACUUGAAAAAAAUGGAAUUUUGAGCUAUUUUUUACCUAGUGUAAUAUCCAAAAUUUGAAGAAUUCGGUGAUUUCUUUGUGUUAUUUUGUAUACGGAGUUUAUAUUUUUGAUGGAAGGGCUUUUUUUAAGAGAUUUUUGAAAAAUAGGACAGAUUUACUCUAUCGUAUUUUACCCAAAAAUUACCUAAAAAUGGUUUCAGGUCCGAGCCAUCAAGGAAGCGGGCGCCGCCGCCGCCCUUUUCAUCCUCGAAAAAGGGACUCCCAGCGAUUUCCACGGCAAAAACUUCUUGUUCUCCCGCUUCUACAACCCCAAGGUCCGCAAUGACACGCCCACUUUCUACAUGUACAAGGAUUUGUUCGAUUCGAUCAAAGGCCUCAUCAAUAUCGACCGAAAUGAAGCCCCAAUCCUCACGUUUUAUCGCCCGGCCGACCCCUUCCUCGACGCCGGAGUUUUUGUCCUCCUUGCACUGGCGGUUGGCUGCAUUUUGUUGGGAUGCGUUUGGUAGGUCGGGAAGGGGAAAGUAAUGUAAAUUUUGAUAAAGUUUUGGGGUAGUGAUGAGUGAGGAGGGCUAGAAUAGAUGUAUUAGGAAUUUUGGGAGGUGGUGAGAUGUAUUUGGCAAGGUUUUGAGGGUAGAAUUGCCGGAAUUUUGAUUUUUUUGGGCUUGAAGGUCAUGGAUAAGAUAAAUUUUGAUGAUUUUAGUAAUUUUUUGAAUUAUUUUUUUGGAGAUGAUGGUUUUGGAAGAUAGAGAAUGCUUUUACAAACUUUUUUUUACAAAAAGUGGAGAUUAAAAUUCAUGAAAUUUUGCUUUUUUUUGAUCUACAUACAGGUCAAGUGUAAUAUAAAAUUUGAUGAUUUUUUGAAUUGUUUUUUGGAGAUGAUUGUUCAGCAAGACAAAUAAUGCUUUUUAUAAAGUUUUUUACAACAAUUGGAGGAAAAAAUUCAUGAAAUUUUAUUUUUUUUGGGCUACAUACAGGUCAUGGAUAAUAUAAAUUUUGAUGAAAGUUGAGGCUUUUAUUGUAAGCUGAUGAAUGGAAUGGAAGUUUUAGUGCAAAAGAAGUUCCUGGAUACGUAUUUUACAAAAAAAUUUAUGGUAAAGUUUGGUGAAAAAAUUGUUUUUAUCAUAGGGUCAUCAAGGGUAAUAUAAAUUUUGAUGGUUUUGAUGAUUUUUUGAUUUAUUUUUUGGAGACGAUUGUUCAGAAAGACAAAAAAUACUUUUUUUGCAAAGUUUUCGACAAAAAGUGGAUAAUAAAAUUUGUGAAAUAUUGCUUUUUUUUGACCUACAUGCAGGUCAUGGAUAAUACAAAUUUUGAUGAAAUUUGAGGUUUUUAUUGUAAGCUGAUGAUUGGAAUAGAAGUUUUAGUACAAGAGAGAUCUCUGGCUACGUAUUUUACAAAAAUUGAGUGGUAAAAAUUGGUGAAAAAAUUGUUUUUUUUUUAAUCAUAAGGUCAUCAAGGGUAAUAUAAAUUUUGAAAAAAUGCUGUUUUUUUUUAUUUUUUUUGGUGGAAAAUUUGCCAUGGUAGAGUCAAAAGUUUUGCCUGGGGUAACAUGAAAGUUUUGGCGGACUUUUUUAUUAACAAUUUUCGCCUUCAGGUACGUCCGCGACCUCCGCCAACGCCUCGAAUCGGGCCGCCUAAAAUCGACUUCCCUCGAAACACCAUCACACCCAGAGUCUAGUGAGACCGGGAUUCUGACGAGAACUUCUUCUCCAGACUCCCAAACCGAAGAGGAGAAGCCGGCAUGCUGCCACAACAACGGAGUUUGCUGCCAUUUGGUCUCGGCUGGAAUCGCUCUCUCGGUCUUGGUGUCCAUCUUAUUGCUCAGCUUCUUCUUCAGAUCUGUUGCUGGUGAGUUUUUUUGACCUUUCAGUUGUUUCUUGGCUUUUAGGAAGAAGAAGGAAUUGAAAUAUGGAGGGUUUUGAUAUUACACUUGAUGGCAGAUGUAGAUUAGGUUGAAAAGUAAUGUUUAGAACAAAAAAAAGGGCAAAUGUGUCGGUAGAUAGUAAGAGUAGGACAUCAAAAUGAUUUUGGCGAAAUUUCAAAAAUUUUGGAUCACGCGGAGACAUUUUAUACGAUGAUUUAGGGUUUUUUAGAUAGCUGCUGGAAAACUUGAUGUGGUGUAAAAUUGAGGUGUUUGGUAGUGCUGAGGUGAAUAGUAGAUGGGCUAUAGAGCUAUUGCAUGCGGUUUCAUUCAACAUUGCCUAAGGAAGUUAGGAAAUUUUUACAUUUUUUGGCUUUUGAUAUAAAAAUGGAUCAAGUGUAAUAUCGACUUUAAAAUUGCUUUGAAUUUUAACGUAUUUGGUUUAACAACACGCUAAAUGAUCUAAUAGUUAAAUUUUCAGUCGAGAUCUUCAACAUUUUCCUUGUGAUCGGCGGCACUUUAUCGAUUUGUAAAUGCACCUUGGCGCUGAUCCGAACCUUUGUUCAAGACCCCGCCCUGGCCUCCCCCAUGGAAUGUUUUGGCGGAGAUGUGGAACACGAGAAGUGGUACCUCCCAGCGAAGCUGUACAAGCCAUUCCGGCCGGUGGGAUUCAUGGUUUUCCUCCUUUCCUUGGCCUUUGCUUUGACCUGGUACUUUGCGAAAGACGACCCAAAAGCCUUUUAUAUGCUCGAUCUGAUGAACGCAUGCAUUUGCAUUUACAGUGUGAGGUCCUCAGAGAUCAGAAGCCUGAGGGUGAGUGGGAUUUGGGGUGGUUUUUGGGGAGUUUGAGACAAAAUAUAUUACUUUAGGUGGAUUUGAUGGAUUUUGAUGAUUUUUGAUAAAUUUUGAAAUAGAAUUUGAUGUUUGACUGAAUUUAUUGAGGCAAUGAGGCAUUUUAUUUAUUUUGGAAGUGAUUUUUUGGCGGAAAUUUUGGUUUUUCGGAGAAAAAUUUUGUUUUUUGACCUUGUUUUAGGUGUUUUUCUCGAAAAUUAAAGGAUUUAGACGCGUGAAAGAAUUAUUUCCCCCAUGUUUUAUUUUUUUUAGUUCAUCACAUUCUUCCUGAUCGCCAUGUUCGCCUACGACAUUGUGAUGGUGUUCGGCACACGGCUGAUGACCGAAACUGGCUGUUCAGUCAUGGUGCAGGUGGUGACUGGAAUGGAUUGCCAAAAAACCCGUCCCAUCGACUUUAGCAGCGACUGGCCCAUUGCUCCGGUGGUCAAAGGGCUCGGCGAUCGGCCGAGAAAGGUAAAAUUUUUGGGAUUUUUGGGGAAUUUGGGAGUUUUGUCUAUUACAACAAGGAAAAUACUUUUAUGGAGUUACAGGUCGAGACAUAUAUCAAAAUAUUUGCAAAAUUUUUCUGAUUCAGAAUAUGUAAAAAUUAACUGCCCAAUUUUGGCUUGUAAGGGCGAAAAAACCCCCAGAACUUUUCUCGCAACACCACGAAAAUGCCCCUUUUUUACAUUGGAAAUGCUAAUAAAGGUGUAGUAUUAUUAAUCAAAUUUGAUAUUUUAAGGCUUGUCCAGAUGCCAGCGUUUACUUUACCUCAAAACAAAAGUUUUGAAUUGGUAAAAACUUGGUCAAAAAAGCAAAUUUCAGACCCUUGUCAGAACUUUUCUGGCAACACCUCGCAAAUGCUUUUUUGACCAAGCUUUUAUCAAUUCAAAAGGUUUGUUUGGAGCUAAGGUAAACCGGGGCAUUUGCGUGGUGUUGCGAGAAAAGUUCUGACGAGGGAAUGGUCUGAACUUCCCCCGGCGUUUGGCAAAAUGACUAGUACAGGUGGAUAGAGCAGGUAAACUUUGGUAAAAAGAGCCAUUUUCCAGCUGCGGAAUAAGCCCGGCCGACGAGAAAAAUCGACCAAAAGUUCCGCAAAAAUUUCCUCUUUCUCUUCACUCCGAAAAGAAGAGCGGUGUCCAAUGGUUCGGUUGGCCGAGUGGAUAAAGCGUCCGCUCGGUAUUCUUUUGGGGGUUGGUUCGAUUCCGGGGCAGCCCGAAGACCGAAGACUUUGGUGUGAAAGACCAAACUCUCAUAAAACAAAAAAAAAUAUUUUGCCAUUUUUAUACGUUUUAUGGAACUAUACCGAAAACACAGAUAAUCGUUAAAAAAUGGUUUUUUUGGAUUUUUCCAGACCUACAAAUCGAUGGAACGUCGAAGUCAUACUCGUUUGGUCAUACAAGGUAUCCAUCAUCUCUUUUUGAAAAGGACCGUACCCCAAUUUGUAUUAUUUAAAAAUUUUUUUAUAACCUAUAAAACGCUUAAAAAUGGCAAAAUAUUUUUUGUUUUAUGUGAGUUUGGUCUUGCCCACACCAAAGUCUUAUUACGGUCCUUCGGGCUUCCCCGGAAUCGAACCAACCCCCAAAAGAAUACCGAGCGGAUGCUUUAUCCACUCGGCUAACCGAACCACUGAACGCCGCUCUUCUUUUCGGGGGGAAGAGAAAGAGGAAAUUUUUGUGGAACUUUCGGUCGAUUUUUCUCGUCGGCCGGGCUUAUUCCGCAGCUGGAAAAUGGCUCUUUUUACCAAAGUUUACCUGCUCUAUCCACCUGUACUAGUCAUUUUGCCAAACGCCGGGGGAAGUUCAGACCAUUCCCUCGUGAGGAUUUUUUCGCCCUUACAACCCAAAAUUGGGCAGCUAAUUUUUACAUAUUCUGAAUCAGAAAAAUUUUGCGAUUUUUUUGAUAUAUGCCUCGACCUGUAACUCCACACCCAUAGAAGUACUUUCCUUUUGAAAUUUUUUGGACUUUUGUCUAGUACAAUAUAAAUUGAUGUCCGUUUGAGCCGAAAAUAAUGUCGUAUCCGAAGUUUUAGAUCCCCAUCCUCUUCUACGUGCCCCUGUUGUCGAACCCGGUGAGCCAUUGCUUCGACCCAGCCAUCGAAGGCGAGAUCCAGCACAUGAUGCUGGGACUGGGUGACGUCAUCGCGCCGGGCUACCUAAUCGGCUUCGCCUUCUUCAUGGACGUGUGGAAACGCACGAAGUACAUGGAGUACGGGAUCACCACCCUCACCGGCUACGCAUUCGGCAUGCUCGCCACGUUCAUCUCGUUGAAAUUGAUGGCCACCGCGCAGCCGGCCCUCAUUUAUCUGGUCCCGUUCACGCUGAUCCCCCUCACCCUCCUCUGCACCAUCAAGGGCACCCUGAGGGAGGCGUGGAAAGGUGCACCCAGCCAAUAA
Bursaphelenchus xylophilus (pine wood nematode) is the source of this 6694-nucleotide messenger RNA. The record is from the annotation of a GenBank genome assembly. Lineage: Eukaryota; Metazoa; Nematoda; Chromadorea; Rhabditida; Aphelenchoididae.